AAGAAGAAAGUGUAGUUUAAAGAUGGCGCUAUCCGGUGUUUUACUCGUGCGACUCAGAGCGCUGUGUAAUAUUGGCAAAUGUGUUCAUACCGGCGGCAAAACAGCGUCCAGCUGUAGCAGAGAGAUGCGGUGGUAUGGGUCUAAAGCUUGGAGCUUUCAGGAACACGGUACAUUUUAUUCACAGAGUAAACGAGAUAACCUUAGCUCAGCCCUAUUGAAGGAGUUUCCAGAUCCUAAAAGCCUCCUUCACAACACGGUCUCCAGGUCUCUGGGGGUCAGCGACCUGUCCCAGCUCAUCCAGUACAGCUGCACGGAACAUGCUGGUGUCAAGAAAGUCACAGUUUCACUGACGUGGCCCUGCAAGAUUGAAGAGGAGGGUUAUGCUUCCAAGAAGAUCGAUGCAGAGCGAUUUGCUGCAGCUGCUGCUUGUCUCAAGCUCAGAGAAAUGGGUGUAAUCGGUCCAAAUAAUCAGCUCCCCAAGAGGAGAGCAGGACGGGGUAGAGGAGGGUUACAUUCAGUCCUUUAUGAUGAUGAAGAAAACAGCUGGACAGAUGAUGUGACAAGAGUCAGAGCGGCUGAACGGUCUCCUCCCAAAGAGGACACCUCCAAUGUCUUUGAAGCUCUUUCCCUGUUUCCACAACCUAAAUCUCUUCUGACCAGGGUCAUCCAGGUGGCCACGUCAUCCAACAGAAUCAGGGAGCUAAUACAGUUCAGAACAACAGGAGGGAAGCUAAAGGAGUGUGAGCUUCGUCUGCUCUGGCCUGAGGAGAGGACGUUCACAGCCACAGCAAGCAACCGAGUGACGGCAGAGAGGAGAGCUGCAGCACUCGCCUGCAUGAAGCUGAAGGAGUUGGAGCUGCUGGAUGUGGACAACAAUCCGCUGACUCAUGCCAAGUACCAUCGAGAGAGCGUCAAGGAAGCUGGAGAGAGGGAGAGACGGCCACUUUCACUGGAAAUCCCAGAAUACCUGGAGCAAAGCAUGAAAGAUUAUCUUUCACAGUACCCAGUGGCAACAGAAGUACAGAAACUAUGGGAGGAGGAAGAGGCAAGAGGAGAGCAGACGGUAAACGAGGAAGAUGAUGUGGAUGAGGAGGACCUUGUAACAGAUGCCAUCACAGGCAGACUGUUGAGGCCGCUGUCUGAACAGGAGACUCAACGGCUCAACAUCCACCUGCAGGAGGACUGGGAAAGAGCGAACCCUGGACUGAGUGUGGAGCUCCCAGUCGAUGCCCACCGUCAGCGUGUGAUCUCGGCUGUGCGAUCCUCCAGAGUGGUGGUGAUCGCUGGUGAAACGGGAUGUGGCAAAACGACUCGGAUCCCCCGCUUCCUGCUGGAGGAGCACGUGAGAGGUGGCCAAGGCGGCGAGUGCAACAUCCUGGUGACUCAGCCUCGUCGCAUCAGCGCUGUGUCAGUGGCUCAUCGUGUUGCUCAGGAGAUGGGUCCAGCUCUUAAACACUCUGUGGGAUAUCAGGUGAGAUUAGAGAGUCGGCCACCAGAAUAUAGUGGAGGAGCCAUGCUCUUCCUCACAGUGGGCGUCCUCCUGAGGAAGCUUCAGUCGAAUCCAACCCUGAAGGGAAUCAGUCAUGUGGUGGUGGACGAGGUGCAUGAGAGAGACGUAAACACAGACCUGCUUCUGGCCUUACUGCGCACAAGCUUAGACGAGAACCCCGACCUCCGAGUAGUGCUCAUGAGCGCUACUGGGGAUAACCAGAGGUUGGCUCAGUACUUCGGAGGCUGCCCCAUUGUUAAGGUGCCUGGGUUCAUGCACCCAGUAAGAGACAGAUACCUGGAGGACGUGCUGAGAGAGAUGGGACGACCAGCACCGGUCCAGGAGAGAGUGCAGACAGACAAGCAGGGCAGAAAAGAUGAGGUCACACCAGAUCUAGACUUAGUAGCUGAUGUAAUAGAACACAUUGACAGACGCGGAGAACCAGGUGCAGUGCUGUGUUUCCUCCCUGGAUGGCAGGACAUCAGGAUAGUUCAAGAGAAACUUGAGGGAAAACCAUACUUUUCUUCUGGUUCUCAGAUGAUCGUGCCAUUGCAUUCUAGUUUGUCAGUGGCUGACCAGCAGGCCGUGUUCCAGCGCCCCCAAGUGGGCCAGAGGAAGAUUGUACUCACCACCAACAUUGCUGAGACCUCCAUUACAAUAGAUGAUGUUGUUCAUGUGGUGGAUGCAGGAACUCACAAAGAACAGAAUUAUGAUCCACGGACUAAGGUCUCCUGUCUGGACACAGUUUGGAUAUCCCGUUCCAACGUCACACAAAGAAAAGGCAGAGCAGGACGAUGCCAGCCAGGACAGUCCUACCACCUGUUCCCAAGACACCAGCUGGAAUCCAUGACUCCCUUCCCCAUCCCUGAGAUCCUGCGUACCCCGCUCGAGAGUUUAGUAGUUCAGGCCAAAAUUCACAGUCCUCACUGCAAGGCUGUGGAUUUCUUAUCCCAAGUAUUGGACAGCCCAGAUCAAGAAGCUGUGAGAGAUGCUGUCCGAACUCUCCAGGAUAUAGGCGUCCUGGACAAAACAGAGACCCUGACUCCUUUAGGAGAGCGUGUUGCCUGUAUGUCGUGUGACCCGCGGCUGGGGAAGGUGCUGGUCCUGAGCUCCAUGUUCAGAUGUGUCCUGCCCAUGUUGUCUGUCGCUGCCUGCCUCACCAGAGACCCUUUUCACAACAGCCUGCAGAACAGAGCACUAGUAAACAAGGCAAAAGAGGCUCUGAGCGGCUCUGGCUACAGUGACUAUCUGGUGUUCAGCAGAGGUGUUCUGGGCUGGAGGAAGGUUCAGCAGGAGGGCGACAGAGAGGACAGAGAUGAAUUUCUGGAAAAGUACACUCUGUCCAAAGGCAGCCUUCGCUUCAUCAAUGGCCUCAUCUCUCAGUUUAGUGACAACCUGCACGAAGCAGGCCUGGUUUCUCGUGCUAAUGAGUGCCAGCGUUACACUUCUCUCUACAAUGAGCACAGCCACCAGGAUGAGCUGCUUAAAGCUGUGCUGCUGGCUGGACUGUAUCCCAACCUCAUUCAGGUAAAAAAAGGUGUUGUGACCAAAGGAGGACGCUUUCGUCCCAACAAUAUGUCUUUUCGCACAUUGAGUGGGCCAGUACUGCUUCACCGAUCCUCUGUGAACAGGGGAAAAGAGCCUCUCCCUAGUCGUUGGUUGACCUUCUUCAGUGCAGUCAAGUCUAGCGGGAAUGUCUUCAUCAGAGACUCCUCUACUGUGCAUCCACUUGCUCUGCUGCUACUCACAGAUUGUGAUAUCGCAGAGACAGUGAAUGGAAACAGAGUGGAAGUGUCAUUUCCAGGACACUCUCUGGUUCGCUGUGAGCUGUCGGUUGAGACGUGGGAGCUGCUGUGGGAGCUCCGCACUUCCAUUCAGACCAUGCUGUACCGAAACCUGAACAAUCCCAGCAACACGAGCACAAACUCUUAUCAAGACGGAAACCUCAUCUCCUUACUGGUAGAGCUGCUCAACAACACGAAGUCAAACCCUUUUUCUCAGAAUCACAACAGCGACUGUGAGGUGGAUUAAUCGUGAUGAGUGCCUUCUUCACGUGCGUGUUGGAUAUGCGAGCUGGUACAGAGGAACAAAAGAAGAUAAGGAUUUCUUGUUUAAGAUGUUGGAGUAUUGGAGUCAACUGUGAAUGCUCUGAAUUAUUUGGAAGUGUUUGAGAAGCAGGAAUACACCAUGGACUGCUAUUAUUAUUAUUAUUUUUUUAGAUGAAUGAACUCAAUGUAAAAUCCAUUUUGAUUGUUGACUUUAGCUUGUAUUUCAUUGCUUUCUGAAAAGCAGAAGUUGGAUCUUACUCAAAUGAGUACAGAACAAGGAUUAUUGGCCUAAGGUCACUGAAAUAGACUGUAUGCAGAAAAUAACAUAUUUAUUGCAUUAAACGCUAACAUGCCAA
Messenger RNA from Acanthochromis polyacanthus (spiny chromis), 3893 nucleotides. RefSeq names its product DEAH (Asp-Glu-Ala-His) box helicase 30 (gene dhx30). Lineage: Eukaryota; Metazoa; Chordata; Actinopteri; Pomacentridae. The transcript has 19 exons. The coding region runs from base 23 to 3520 and encodes 1165 amino acids. The record is from RefSeq and is a predicted model, not a curated record. Gene Ontology annotation, cellular component: nucleus; cytoplasm; intracellular anatomical structure. Gene Ontology annotation, molecular function: DNA helicase activity; ATP binding; G-quadruplex RNA binding.